Paramuricea clavata is the source of this 7770-nucleotide messenger RNA. Lineage: Eukaryota; Metazoa; Cnidaria; Anthozoa; Malacalcyonacea; Plexauridae. The record is from the annotation of a GenBank genome assembly.
AGAUAUCGAUGAGUGCGAUCGUGACAUGCAUGAAUGUGAUGGCAACGCAACAUGUACAAAUACAAGAGGAGGUUACAACUGUACCUGUUAUAACGGUUUCAGUGGCAAUGGAUAUGUUUGUGAAGGUGAAUUAGUUGUCCUUUUAAAAUUGAUUACAAAUAAUCAAAUUUACUAAUUAUUUUCCUGAUAUUGUUCGUUUUAGCCUGAAAUGUUUUUAGAGAUGAUAGAGUAAUGAUGAAUCUUUUAUCAUUCUUUAUGACGUUUAAUUCCACGUUUCAUGCCAUGCGAAGAGUUCUCAAUUUCCGAACGAUUACGAUUACGUCCAUACACGUAGUUAUAAUAAUUGUAUAAGUGAUAAAUGGGGACGGAAAGUACAGCGGAUAGAUAACAAUGGUUGCGGUCAUGCAUAAUUAGCGAAUUGUGGAAAUGAAACAGAAUAUUUUAUCUUUGGGACUUCUUUUUUAUACCCACUAAAGUGACUACACGCAGACGAGCGUUAGGUGUCCUUCCACUUAUAUCUCUGGUAGUAAUUUAGAAAUCCAAAAGUUUCUGUUUCCAAUAUUGUUUUUAUGUUUUCUACCGCAGAGAUUGACGAGUGUGAUGGUGAAAAUGACUGUCAUGAAAAUGCCAAUUGUACAAACACUGUUGGAUCUUACAACUGCUCCUGUAAUGAUGGAUUCGAAGGCAAUGGUACACACUGCCAAGGUAUAGCAGAGUAUAUAUCGUUACAUACUCCCGGAGGUUGUGCGUUCACUGUGGCUUGUUUGUUUGUUUUUUUGUUUGCUUUUUUGUUUGUUUGCUUUUUUGUUUGCUUUUUUGUUUGUUUGUUUGUUUGUUUGUUUGUUUGUUUGUUUGUUUGUUUGUUUGUUUGUUUGUUUGUUUGUUUGUUUUUCGCGCAUUUCGGCAAUUUUGUUGCUGCUAUUACAGUUCAGUAAUUUAGCUCAUUUUAAGGCCAACGUUGGAAAAAAAUAGUAAAAAGCUAAAAAUUGUAAGAUGCAGUAAUUUAACUAUCCUGAACAAUAUACUAAAAGUUCCCAUGUAUCCUCUUGCAGCUUUUCCAAUUAUGACAAGGUUUUUUCGAUUUCCCUAUUACUCCCAUAUUGUUAAAAAACGUGAAAUUUCAAGUUCACUCAUAACAAAAAUGACACGCAUCACUAGAAAGCUCAUAAAAACUACAUAUAAGACAUUUAAACAGUCACCUAAAUUUUUCAAGCGGUUUUCGAGUUAUUGCUGUUCCAAAUGUGAAAAAUAGGCCAAAAUCUGGCAAAAUCCUGGGUACUAGUCUGACAACACGUUUCCAACAGCUCAUAACUCAAGAAGAACUUGCAAAAUCAAGGUAGCCGUUUAAAUGUCUUAUAUGUAGUUUUUUGUAAGUUUUCUAAUGAUGUAACUUAUUUUUCCUAUAAAUGAACAAUCUGAAAUUUCACUUUCUUAACAAUAUAGGAGUUCACUAGGGAAACCGAACAAAAAACUUGUUAUAAUGGAGAAAGCUCCAAGAGGAUACAUGAGGACUUAAUAUGUUAUCAAGGUUGCUGAAGAGAGUGCAUACGCUAAUUUUUUCUGUCCUAUUUUCUAUUUUGAUUGAACCAUUAUUUUACCAUAAUCAAUUGUCACAUUUAUAAUGAUUGAUGAAAUCACUAUCUGGGCAUAGGUUGCGCAAUAGUUCUCGUUCUCGUACACUGUACCUACCUAGACAUCAGUUAUUUAUCUAGUAGCCUGACCCGUUUCAAACAUAUAGAGUUAUUUAUAGGUCACAAUUGUCUUACUCAUUUUUUCAGCUAAACAGUACUGCAAGCAUGUAAUGUAAUGUAAUGUAAUGUAAUGUAAUGUAAUGUGAUGUAAUGUAAUGUAACGUAACGUAACGUAACGUAACGUACUUAAGGGAUUUAUAGAGAUGGAAAUUUCGAAUGUAAUUUUUAGACAUUUACUGGACUUGCGCGCAUGCAGAAGCAGUUGGAAAAAAUGCAACUGUAGUCCUGCAGGUUAGUUUCCUGCUAGAGGGAAUUCUGCCACCCUGGACUCUUUCAGCGCAUGAUUCACGAUAAUAUUCGUAAAUUGUUCAGUUAUAAUCUUUCUUGCACAGGGCGUUAGCUACAGUAAAAAAAAUCGGCGUUAUACGCCAUCUUCCCCGUUUGGUUUAGGUAGCAAUUUCACAUUUAAAUUAGCCAAAACUAACAUACAGUGUAUAACUAUUACGAAAAAGACUUUAAAAUGUAACAUUUAGGCAAUACUAUGUUAGUUGACUUCCACUUCAAAGGUUUCAAUUUGGCUCAGCUAAUCAACACCUUGCCCCAGGCCACGAGAAUGCCACUUAAGAGAUGUGACAUAUUUGAGGGUUCUGCCUUAUUUGCGCAAUACAUGAGGUUUCUAAUUGGCUGAUUGAAAAAUUAUUUUCCUUCGUACCAACUAGUAAAAAUAGUAAAUAUCUAUAAUGGUAAAAAGGCAUCAGAAUUGUACUUAUGCUACUUCUGAAUAUACCGUUCAUUUAGAUAUUGAUGAGUGUGUUUCCGGAAACAAUAAUUGCCAUGGUAAUGCGAAUUGUACCAAUACAAUUGGUUCCUACACAUGUGAAUGUAAGGAAGGUUUCACCGGUAAUGGCUUAGAUUGUGAAGGUAGGAGAAAAACUGAUUUUUUUUACUUCAUUCUGAAGGCAUACAAGACAUCUUGGUUUCACAGUGAUGGCUAUGAGUCAUUUUACAGAACCUGAGAUCUGUCGUAUCGUAUAAAUGAGUUUUAGCGCUCUAUUUGAUAAACCUUCUUUUCCCGGUUCUUGUUUUGCUGGUUAUUGUAUGCACUUCGCUGGGACGGUAGCUUGACCUAAUUUACUCUAGCUAUAUCAGCCGCUCCAGUGUAACUUUAUUUUAUUUUUCUCGCUCUGCAAUCUUAUAAUUCUCGAUACAUACAUACAUAUAUACAUACAAAACUUUAUUUAAACCACGCUAGCCUCAACAGCCGUUGGAAGGCUGGUUUCCAUGAGAGGCGUGAAAUUACCUAUUUACAAGAAAUUGACUAAAUACAAGAAAUACAAAAUAUAACAAAAAAAAUACAAGUGAUUUUAGCUGCACGAUUACACACAAGCAAAUUUCAACUCAUUCUUUGUUUCAAUAUCGAUUUGAAAGAGCUUAAGGAUUCAGCAAUUUUUGCGUCAUGGGGAAGAUUAUUCCAAUGCAAGGCACCAUUAUAACUGAAGCACCUCUUGCCGAAUUCUUUUUUCGGCAUAGGUGGUGCUAAAUCAAUAUCCCUAUUUCUAAGAUUGUAAGUAUUAUGUCUAGAUACAUUGUACACAUGUGCUUUUCUCAUUGGAGAAUUUCAAUUUGAAUUAUAAUUGAGUGCAUCCGCCAUGCAUAAAUGAAGCCUGCAAUGCCAACCAUGUUGGUGUGAUCACUGGUAUUGCUGACAUGUUAGAAGAGGUUCUGACAUGCAGUUUCUUGUUAUUCUGGGGAAAGGAUACAGAUUGUCUAGAUAGAAAUUGGUGAUCAGUAACCUGCCUUGUGUCUUAUAAUUGCUAGGGUCGGUUGUUCAAAGCUGGGUUAACGCUAACCCUGGGUUGUACUUUUAACAACUACUAAAACAUAAAUAAACCAAUUUCGUGGGUACCAGUCCUAUAUUCUAAAGUUUUCAGAUAAGCUUGUUCUAUCGGCGAAAUUUCUGAGUGAGGUUGUACUUUUAACAACUUCUAAAAUCAUAAAGAAACCAAUUUCUUGGGUACCAGUCCUAGUUUUCUGUUCAGUAACCUUACAGUACACAUUUAUAUCCGAAUAUAUUUAUUGUAUAAAUAUAUAUUUAAUUUAGAUGAAUUCCGAGAACUCGUUCUUGCGAUGGUAAUACGACUUGGUACUUGGUGAUAUCUUAAUAUUUAUAUAUCUUAUAUUAAUUUUAGAUAUUGACGAAUGUGCUGAUGCAUCACAUAAUUGCCAUGACAAUGCGAACUGUACUAACACAACUGGCUCUUUUACCUGUGUGUGCCGUGAAGGUUUCAGCGGAGAUGGCGUAAAUUGCGAAGGUAUGAGAAAUACUUAAUGACAGUCUUUUUUUGCAUUCAUUGGUAUAAAUAUUCAGAAGAUAUGAAAUGUUGUUUUAAAUAUUUAGUGCAUGUUUCGUGCGUGGCAGGGCGCAUCGAUUGAUUGAUUGAUUUUGGCUGUCAUCUGUAUUUAAACACGAAGUCCAUUCACAACAAAAAUUUGUGCUUAACUUGUGACGCUCCUUGAAACUCAAGAUAUGAGUCAAAACAAGACGAGAAUGAGUUUGUGAUGUUUCGAUAUUAUUUCGAAAAGCAUCGUCAGACUAAUUCUGCUGAUGAUUACGGUAACAUAGUUAACUAUAUAUAUUACUCGCUGUUUAUAUAUGUUAUUUAUACUGUGCAAAUGUUCCUGUGCUGUUUUGUUCUUGUUAAACCAGGUCGUCAACGUAGUUGGCCUACGUUGUGUUGACGUUUCUGUGCCGUUUUGUACUAAAUAUAAAUAAUAUAAAUAUAAAUAAUAAAUAAAUACUUGCUACGAGUUGUUUCAACAAGUCUAAUCCAGACUGUUUGUAACAAGUUGCUAUCAACUUGUUAACAACUUUUCACGUGCCGACGAUAUCAGACUUUUUGGAACAACUUGUUUCGAUUCUGUUGGCGACGCCACUAUUCCUACAAGAUGAUAACAUUUUGAUCCUACAACUGAGGUCAAACAGUACGGAUACAAUUUCUUGACAAACAUUUUUUACACCUGUAGCCGGAUUGAAGCUUUGGAUAGCAUAACCGUCUUCCUUGACAGUCAGUCUGGUUAUUUUGUCGUUGUAUUCCAUUUGUCAGAGAUGGUCAAUACAUGCCUUCUUGGAAGAACGACAACUGAUAUAAAAUCAUCUAGCACAAGUCAAGUGUAGUUACUGUCAACAACUCUAUAAUGAAAACAGAAAAAAAUAUAUUUAAUGGUAAAAAUUAUUAUAGGCUUCUAAUUAUGUUACUUAUGAAUAUUUCCUCGUUUAGAUAUUGAUGAAUGCGCUUUGGAAAGCGAUGAUUGUCAUGAUAAUGCGAAUUGUACUAAUACAAAUAGUUCCUACACGUGUCAAUGUAAGGAAGGUUUCACUGGAAAUGGCGUAGUUUGUGAAGGUAGGAUAAAAACUGAUUUUCUUUUUCAAUAUCCAUUCCGAAGAUGUACGAAAUACAGUGUACUAUGUACAUCUUUGAAACAUUGUACAGAACCUCAGGUGAACCAUUAAUUGCAGGACCUUUAUCUUUGUCAGAUUUUUCCCUCUGCCUUUUCAAAUUUCAAAGGACUCUAAACUAUCUAUAUAUCUAUCGAUUUAGUGGAAAACAUUUUUCAGCACAGGUAUUACUACGUCGUUUCCCGGUCAUGGCCAAGCCUUUCUCAUAUAAAUGAGUUUUAGUGUCCAAUGUGAUGAUGCAUACGAUUAUAUCGACUUCAUGCAUGCCGACAGUUCUCUGAAAGAAUCAUUUUCAUUCGGGGAAGUACUACUCGAAGACAAAUAAUAUCAAUGAUGAUGACAGUAUAUGGCCAGUUUCCCGAGUUGAAAUCAAUUUUCUUGAAAUAUUGCAAACCUGUAGAAAAUAUUUCAGUCGUGCAUGGCAAUCAGAUAAAUUUCGAUUGCCACCCCAUAAAAUACCCAACACGUUAUUUUGUACACUGUACAUGCAUCUUAGCAGCUUUGAAUUUGUUACCAAAAGUUCCGAUAUUUAUUUGAAAAACGUUCAUCAACAUUCUUUUUCCUCAAUUUUCUAUUGUUUUUUUAUCUGCAUGAUUGGGACAGAGUCGUGGUAUAACUCACAUGCUGUUUUUACAUUUGGGAAUUUUAAGCGGAUCUUAAAUAUAUAGUAAUAGUUUAAUUAAAUGUGCUUGAUAUACCAUGGGGUGGUUAGCGAAGUUAAAAUGGCCGAAAAGUGUGAAGAAUAUCCAAAAAAUUGGUUUCUCCAUUUUUAUAUUUUCGCUUACGACCUUCCUCUCGGAAAAUCCGGCGAUAGACUACUAUUGAUAUUGUUUCUUAUGAAUUUAUGAAAUAUAUCUUAUAUUAAUUUUAGAUAUUGACGAAUGUGCUGAUGCAUCCUCACAUAAUUGCGAUGACAAUGCAAACUGUACUAAUACCACUGGUUCUUUUACAUGUGUGUGUCGUGAAGGUUUCAGCGGCGAUGGCGUAAAUUGCCAAAGUAUGAGAAAUAUCUUUAUUAACUUUAUCUAUGAAAUGUUGAUAAGAAAUGGAAUUUUAGUGCAUGACAUGUAUACUUUUUGCAGUAGAGCGCUUUUAAUCAGGCUAACAUUUUCAGUAUUUCUUUAUUUAUUUACACCAAAAUAACAGAAUACUGAUUGACUGGGGGAGUAGGAUUGUUUCCUUGGUUUGAUUAAUUUAUAAUGCACGUAAAUAUGUUUUAUCCAACAAACUACUUCUUGCUUUAAAUUGCAAAUCGAAAUCGCUUUAUAGCAGUUUAUAAUAUAAGUGGGAUAUAACAGAUAAUUUGAUUGGCUAAUGCGCGUACAUUUUGACGUAUAAUAAUGCAAUGUUCCGUGGCACUGCCUUGCUCUUUCUGUGUUUUCCCCUCUUUAUCUCUGCUUUUUAGCCCAAAAUAUAAACAAACCUAUAGCUAGAGCUUUUAAAAUGCGAAAUUUAUCAGAAAGCAAGAAGGAAUUGACCAAAGAAACAAAGCAAUUUUAUCUAUAUAUAGUUCUAUGUGUGAAAACAGUAAAAUUAACCGGCUUGGUAUUCGUCAAUUUUCUUCUCUCUCGACAAGUUUUGGGCAAUUAAAAGCGUGCAAAAUAGCCGAGGAAAAACUUGAAAAAGACAUAGGAAUGACAAAAAUAUAGAAAAAGGAAAAAAAAACUGAACAUAAGUGAUUUAGAAAAGUACCUUCAAUGCUUACCCUACGACUUAACGUCUUUCAUGGCAAAUCCAACAGCGCAAAGGCUGAAAAACAUUAGCAAAUUAGUGUGUGUACCACUGGAGUUUUUUCUCCCUCAUUUUAGUUUCUCCGCAACAUUAGCAUCAAAAUGAUAUUAAAAUUUUAUAUUGAUUUUACUCCUUUGCUCGCUUAAAAAUUCAAACGUCAGUACAAGGCUAAAAGCAUGCGCGUGAUGUCACUGAGUACAUGUUAGGCGAAUUUCAAAGUUGAUCUUUUGAGUAAACUUGGUUAUACCAUGUAAUAUUUUCCACUGAUAUUAUAAAAGAAAUAAAACUCGUCUCAUGCUUUUAUGGUGUGAUAAUUCACUCGGGGAAUGUUGGGAGAAUACUCGAGAAGCGUGUAAAACACUCGGCUACGCCUCGAGUUAUGCUGAAUGUUUUUCCUAUAUGUGUUACCUAUAAAGCUCGCAAAGAACUUGAGCUGUAAGCUGAGCGAAUAUUCAUAUUUAUGAAUUGUAAAGUUUCAUGUUAAAUAUUUAUGGCAAUGAAAGCAAUUAAUUAUUAUCAAAAUUGAUUUCCUUGCGAAGUAAAUACUUGAACCCAGACAUUUUCACGACAUUGGACUUGGUUGAUAGAACUCUAGCUGGUUACUUAUAAUUUACGGAAUCUCUUAUUUAGAUAUUGACGAGUGUUCGGGAAUUAAUGAUUGCCAUAGUGAUGCAAACUGUACUGAUACAAUGGGUUCCUAUACCUGUGAAUGUAAGCCAGGUUCCACCGGAAAUGGCAGAAGUUGUCAAGGUAGGGACAAGUUGAUUCUCUUCUUUAACAUUUGCAAAUGGUUGACUCAGAUAUGAAAUCUCGAAAGGUCGGUGCCGGCCGGUGUAGGUAGUGACGGAGAUGGCAUGCCUGAAAAAUAUCAGCAGAACGUCAACGUUUCGA